Messenger RNA from Clunio marinus, 234 nucleotides. The record is from the annotation of a GenBank genome assembly. NCBI's taxonomy places the organism in Eukaryota, Metazoa, Arthropoda, Insecta, Diptera, Chironomidae.
AUGUUUGGAAGUAAUCAAAAGCUGUCCACAACAAAAGAGAAUAAAGGCGAGGAAAAAAUUGUAAAAAUCGAAGCGGAUCAUUUUUGUUCUCGUUGUCAUCCGAUUGAGGUGCCAGAACUUUUAUUACUUAAGAUGCCGAUGAGUGAAAGGCAAUUCCGUGCAAGGAAAAAAGUAGAAAAUGCCAUUAAAAAGCGUAAUGGAGCAAGGAAACCGAUAAUUUCCAUUCACAAUUGA